This is a messenger RNA of Mercenaria mercenaria, 2654 nucleotides long. RefSeq lists its product as uncharacterized. Gene Ontology annotation, molecular function: protein binding. Lineage: Eukaryota; Metazoa; Mollusca; Bivalvia; Venerida; Veneridae. The transcript has 4 exons. Bases 163 to 2325 code for a protein of 720 amino acids. The record is from RefSeq and is a predicted model, not a curated record.
GCACGUCGCUGUUUGCUUGAUACGCUCUCUCGCUGUUACGUUACAUUCGUAUCAAAUUCUUACACGUUGUGUUUAUGAUAUAAAUCGGAUUUAUUCAGUUAAGCACCAGUAUAUGAGCAGAAUAAAACAGAUGUUAUCAUAUAUAUCAGUUACAAUAUUAACAUGACGGAAAAAGUAUCAGAAGAUGAAUCGAAACUCUCUCAAUUAAUAGACGGUAUAGUCACAUCAGUUCAGACAGAAACUAAAUGUCAGAGAGCAAACCAGAUUCGUAAUGCAGUUGAAGUCCAUUUAAAGGCUUGGCUAGAUGAGGCAGAAAAACUUAACCCAUUAUUUAAGGUAUCGGAGUUGAUUCAGGUUGGAAGUUAUGCGGAGGGGACUAAAAUAGUACAACCUGAUGAGUUUGAUUUUUUAGCCGUAAUUGAAGACUUAUCAAAACCAAAUUCGGUAUCAAUAGAUAAAAGUGAAAGUGACUUACAACAAAACUUAGUGAGGGUUGCAGUUGCAGACGACAGGUUAAAGUCUAGAUGGAACGCGCUUUGUAAAAACGGACACCUCCAAUGUUUUCAGCGCGUAAAUUUUCCUGAGUUAUGCGAAUAUAGGUUUGGACAUGUUUUCAUUUCCGCAGUACGGAAGAAGAAAGAUUACGGAAAAAGGUUAGGACAUUUCAUGGCCGGAACGCCGAUUGACCUAGUUUGUAAACUUCAGUUACCAACAGUUGACAAUAUUACAUUAAUUUUAACAUCAGUGGUUUACUGGGUUCCCAAUGUUCUCCUACAUUUUAAACUAGGAGAUAGAGAUAUAUCCGUGGAUUUGUCCCCAGCAAUACGAUAUCAUGCAGUUGAGGAUUGUUUCACGGUAGAGGAUUGUGCAGGUCAAGCUUUUUCAGAACUUGUUCUAAGUCGCAAGUCCCUGCUGCUUAUCGGAACAAAGCACGAUUUUGAUUUUAAGGUAACUGUGACAGAAGCAGAGGUUCAAUACAUGCAAUCUGUAAUGAAACAAGAGCACAAAGUCAUCUACAUAUUUCUGAAGUAUAUUGAGGAAAUAUAUACGCCUACUGAUUUCCCUCAUGCAAAGUUUACUUCAUACAUGCUGAAGAGCGUUUGCAUUCACCAUGAUAUCAAGUGUAAAACUGAAGACAGAACUAUCACAGAAUGUUUCAAGUCAGUAAUUAGGGAACUAGAGGAGUGUGCUCGGCAGGGACACGUGGUUAGUGUAGUAAACAGGCAUGUUAUAUUUCACCUGUAUGAAUCCAGUGCAUUCUUAGAAAAGAUGAAAGCUAACAGAAAAUAUGUGCACGAUGGCUUGAGGAAAAUAUGUCAGCUGCCCAAAACAAUUAACACCGUUGACGACUUUGAUGCGUUUUUAAAGCGUGUGUUUCAGCAAGAGAAUCAGAGAAGGAAUGAGGAUCAACACCACACGUUCCUACGGCCGCAGCCAUUGGAUCAGUUCAGCAAUGCUAAUCAGGGUACAACAAUCGUAUCAAAAUUGAGCCCAACACAGAAUGAAAAAGAUCAAGUUGUUCAACAAUUUGAUGACAAAGCAGUGUCACAGAUUAUUGAGAUGGGUUUCAAACCUGAAGAAGUUCGAAUUGCUAUGAGAGCGAGUCACAAUAACCCUCACAGUGCUGUUGAAUAUUUGUUAAAGGGUACACUAAACGUUCAUGAAGGCGAGCUAGGCCGACAGUCCACAGAUACAAAUGCAACCGCAAUUAAAGCGCUACAAACACAGACCACAGACGUUGAAGAUUCCCGUCGGGGUUUGUCUGGUGAGUUUACAGGUGUAGGGCUUUAUAACCCAAGACAGAGCAUGGACCCAUCGCAGAAAACGGAUGUUGGAGAAUCCCGUCAGAUUUUGUCUAGAGGUCUUCCAUAUUUAGCACCAUCUGCUUCAGCACAGACUAUGGAUGAUGGAGAAUCCAGUCAGUGUUUGUCUGGUGAAUGUACAGGUGUUAUGCUAUAUGAUCCAGGACAAAGUAUGGACCCAUCACAGAAUAUGGAUGUUGGAGAAUUCAGUCAUACUUUCUCUCCUGAACAGACAGGUUUAGCACAAUAUCAUCCCGAAAACACAAUGGAUCCAGCACAUACCAUGGAUCUUACAAAGUCUCAUCAGAGGUGGCUUUGUGAGCGUACAGGUUUAGCGAUGUAUGAUCCCAGAAAGACUGUUUAUAGUGGAGAAUCCCCUGGAACUUCUUGUCAGACCUUGUAUGAUGCACACAACUUGACCACUAGUGAAUUGGAAAGAAGUGGAGAACUCUCUCAUUACUCAUCUAAUGGAAACGAUAUGUCUUCCUGUAAAAUAUUGUAUCAAAGGCAAAACUAUUUGUAGAUAUCUAGAAUUUGCUGUAUAUAUUAAGCGUUAGCUGUUCCAAGAUAUGCGGUUGAUAAUGGCGUGUUUACUGAACCUGAUGGUCAAAACUCGCCUUGUGCACACGACAUGAUCUCUUGUAGAUUAAGAUUAAUAGAGAAAGCAUAGCUUCUUGCGAAGUAGUCCACAAUAAGUAAAAGCAGUAAAGAAAACAUAUAUAACUUGUGGUUAAUAUUUCAGGAGGAAGCAAAAAAUAACUUUCAAGUAUUUUGACCUCAUAACAUGUCUAUCUGCCUUUUGGUUGUAAACUAUAAUCCUGCAGUACAUAUUAAAAUUAUUAUUCAUUGGCA